AUGCAAGCGGCAAAAUACGGUUUGAAAUAUUACGUUAACGAAAUGAAAGAACGCGCCCGCGGUGUAGAGUUGCCGAGGGAUCCGGCACUCGUCCGGUGUUGUCUUCACCGGCAAAGUGGCUCGCGUGUUAUUUACGCGCCGCACGCGAUACUCGCCCUUAUGGGACUCGCGAAACGCCCUAAAAUUGUGCGCGUCCGUAAUGGUGCUUAG
This is a messenger RNA of Leptosia nina, 210 nucleotides long. Lineage: Eukaryota; Metazoa; Arthropoda; Insecta; Lepidoptera; Pieridae. The record is from the annotation of a GenBank genome assembly.